Drosophila innubila is the source of this 543-nucleotide messenger RNA. RefSeq lists its product as uncharacterized. The transcript has 3 exons. Lineage: Eukaryota; Metazoa; Arthropoda; Insecta; Diptera; Drosophilidae. The record is from RefSeq and is a predicted model, not a curated record. Bases 31 to 519 code for a protein of 162 amino acids.
UUCAAGUAUACGAGUAAUUAAUUUCAAAAAAUGAAAAAUGUAGCAACACCUUUAAAUAUGUACAGUUUGGUAUUAUGGUACUUUAUACGCAACGUAUUUGGACAAACGAAUGAAUGCGUAAAUUGCACGAUAUAUAAUGGAGGCUGUCAAAUGAAAGUCACGGGUUGGAGUGCCUUUAAAAUGUCCUCUCGGGAUAAAUCAUUGGUUGUUAAAAUACCGCCGAUUAAUGAUGAAAACGAAGACGAAAUCGUAUUUGAUGACACCUUAGUUAAUUGCACUAUUAAUGGGUUUACCAUAACCGAUACCUUAGAAACAUUCGUUUGUUUUUGGUCACCCUUGUUGGGCUGUAGUGCUGUAACAAAAAAGGAAGUUGUUAACAAACAUCAUAUGGAUUAUGAAGCCUGCAAGAUUUGUGCCAGAUAUUGUAAUUGUAAAACGCCAAGUGGAUCUUGGACUACUAAAGAUGCGAGUUUAGGACGGCUCUUGACAUUGUUCAUCGCCAUUAAGAUAUUUUAUUGAAUAAAAUUUACUUUAAUGAAAACA